AUGGAAAAAGUGAGCAAAGCUGGAGAAGCUAUCAAGGAGAAGGUGAAGGCUAAGUACGAGGAGGUUGCGCCAGCUGGACAAGGCAAUAGGUUCAUGGAAGAAACAGGCUAUGAAAAUGUUCGUCAGACAGAAAAGGAUAUUCGCCGAGAAACAGAACGAAGGAUGGAACAUGCUAAGAAGAUAGUAGAGGAGAAAGUAGGUUUGGGUGCCCUUCAUAAACAAACUGUUGCUAAAGAUAGUGUUUAG
This is a messenger RNA of Cylicocyclus nassatus, 246 nucleotides long. The record is from the annotation of a GenBank genome assembly. Lineage: Eukaryota; Metazoa; Nematoda; Chromadorea; Rhabditida; Strongylidae.